GCGACAGUUUAAAGCAGCACACGGCAAAGUUAGAACGUGUUGAUGUGUUUACAACAUUUUCAGAGGUCUCGCCUUCCCAAGCAAAUUGAUAUCCAAGAUUUUGUGAAUUUCAGGUUUCAACUCACUCGUUAACAUGGGGAAGCCAAAGAAGAAGAGUGAUCUUAGCCGAGCAGAACUGAUGAUGAUGACCAUAGCCGACGUCAUCAAGCAGCUAGUUGAGGCACACGAGGAAGGAAAGGAUAUUAACCUCAACAAAGUCAAGACUAAAACUUCAGCCAAGUAUGGCUUGUCUGCCCAGCCUCGACUGGUGGACAUAAUUGCAGCCGUGCCUCCUACCUAUCGACGAGCCCUAGUACCCAAGCUCAAGGCCAAACCCAUCCGAACUGCCAGUGGGAUAGCAGUAGUCGCUGUGAUGUGCAAACCUCAUCGUUGUCCUCAUAUCAGCUUCACAGGAAACAUCUGUGUCUAUUGUCCUGGUGGGCCCGAUUCUGACUUUGAAUACUCAACGCAGUCUUAUACUGGCUAUGAGCCAACGUCUAUGAGAGCCAUCAGGGCUCGUUAUGAUCCGUACCUCCAGACCAGACAUCGCGUGGACCAGCUGAAGCAGCUGGGCCACAGCGUGGACAAGGUGGAGUUCAUUGUGAUGGGCGGGACCUUCAUGGCGCUGGCGGAGGAGUACAGAGAUUACUUCAUCAGGAACCUCCACGACGCCCUGUCAGGCCACACCUCCAACAAUGUGGCAGAGGCUGUCAGGUACUCUGAGCGCAGCAACACCAAGUGUGUGGGCAUCACCAUAGAGACGCGCCCUGACUACUGUCUGAAGAGGCACCUGAGCGACAUGCUGGGCUACGGCUGCACCCGUCUGGAGAUCGGCGUCCAGAGCGUCUAUGAAGACGUGGCGCGGGACACCAACAGGGGACACACGGUUCGGGCGGUGUGUGAGUCCUUUCACCAGGCCAAAGAUGCAGGGUUCAAAGUGGUGGCUCACAUGAUGCCCGACCUGCCCAACGUCGGCAUGGAGAGAGACAUUGAGCAGUUCAUCGAGUUCUUUGAGAACCCGGCCUUCAGGCCCGACGGGCUGAAGCUGUACCCCACUCUGGUGAUCCGAGGCACAGGUCUGUACGAGCUGUGGAAGACCGGCCGCUACAAGAGCUACUCCCCCAGUGGCCUGGUGGACUUGGUGGCCCGCAUCCUGGCUCUGGUGCCGCCCUGGACCAGGGUGUACCGCGUGCAGAGGGACAUACCAAUGCCCCUGGUGAGCUCAGGGGUGGAGCACGGGAAUCUGAGAGAGCUGGCUCUGGCCAGGAUGAAGGACAUGGGCACGGAGUGUCGAGAUGUGAGAACAAGAGAAGUUGGCAUCCAGGAGAUCCAUCACAAACUGCGACCGUACCAGGUGGAGUUGGUGAGGAGAGAUUACGUAGCCAACGGAGGCUGGGAGACGUUCCUGUCAUACGAGGAUCCCGAGCAGGACAUUUUGAUUGGUCUACUGCGCCUGCGCCGGUGCUCUGCCCAAUCAUUCCGUCCGGAGCUCAAAGGGGGCGUGUCCAUCGUGCGUGAACUGCACGUCUAUGGCAGCGUGGUUCCUGUUAGUAGCAGAGACCCUAGCAAGUUCCAGCACCAGGGCUUUGGGAUGAUGCUGAUGGAGGAGGCAGAGAGGAUAGCCAGAGAAGAACACGGCUCUGGGAAGCUAGCUGUCAUCUCCGGUGUAGGAACUAGGAACUACUAUAGGAAGAUGGGCUAUGAGCUGGAGGGACCGUAUAUGGUGAAGCACCUGGAUGCACCCUGCAUGGACUGAGGACAAUAUACUCCAGUAUCCAAUUCUACCACCUUUUUCCCUGGACUCAACUGCGAAACAUUUGUAUUUAUUAAGACGUUAUUAAUUUCAAUCAUUUUAUUACAGAAAGUAUCAAAGUUAAUGUGGAGGGUUGAAAACGGUUUGCUUGUAGGUCUGUUUUGGUGCUGGAAGAAAAGCGGUCUGUUUAUCUUCAUGGUGUUAGAUAAUCAUGUUCACAGUCAGAUCAGAGAAACCCCUUAUGAAUUAACUCUCAUUACUGGUUGGCUAUGUCUGAGCGAAUUGUGGGAGAAAUCUAAGUCGCCGUUUUAUAAUCAUACUCAUGUUUUCUUUUAUAGGACAGGAAAUGAAAGAAUAGAUACAUAAAUUGCUUUUUAAAACCA
Molecule: messenger RNA, 2175 nt
Organism: Hypomesus transpacificus
Lineage: Eukaryota; Metazoa; Chordata; Actinopteri; Osmeriformes; Osmeridae
Gene: elp3
Product: elongator acetyltransferase complex subunit 3
Exons: 15
Coding region: 134-1795 (553 amino acids)
Biological process (GO): tRNA wobble base 5-methoxycarbonylmethyl-2-thiouridinylation
Cellular component (GO): nucleus; cytoplasm; elongator holoenzyme complex
Molecular function (GO): iron-sulfur cluster binding; acyltransferase activity, transferring groups other than amino-acyl groups
Source: RefSeq, a predicted model, not a curated record